Messenger RNA from Vitis riparia (riverbank grape), 874 nucleotides. Its product is annotated as rubredoxin. Gene Ontology annotation, cellular component: chloroplast. NCBI's taxonomy places the organism in Eukaryota, Viridiplantae, Streptophyta, Magnoliopsida, Vitales, Vitaceae. Gene Ontology annotation, molecular function: electron transfer activity; iron ion binding. Bases 135 to 737 code for a protein of 200 amino acids. Gene Ontology annotation, biological process: alkane catabolic process. The transcript has a single exon. The record is from RefSeq and is a predicted model, not a curated record.
CAACUCUCCCUUUCAUCACAACAACAGCAUAUGCUUUGCUAUGCCAUCGAUGAUCCCAUUUCCUCUCUCUCUCCUCCACCCAAAGCUCCCCAUCAAAAGCCCUUUGAUUUUCCCUUUUCAGUGUCCUUAGAAAGAUGGCUUGUGCAACCACAAGACCCGCCUUCUCCUUCCACCUCUCCACCACUCUCCCUCAACCAUCCCCUCCAAAGCCCAAACCCCAUCUCACAUUUCCUCCUCAUCUCCCCAAAAUUCCCUCCAUUUCAGCUCUUCACAAACCCCCAAAGCCCCAGUUCUCUUCAAGGUCCGUUGAUGUCUCCAAAGAAGACAAACCCACCUCAGAACAGCCUGAUUCAUCAACACCCACCUCGGAUUCUCCUCCCCAGGAGCCUGAGAAUUUCGACAAACGCCGUCUGGAAGAGAAGUUCGCGGUGUUGAACACCGGAAUUUAUGAAUGCCGGUCUUGUGGGUAUAAGUAUGAUGAGGCUGCUGGUGACCCAUCCUACCCUAUACCACCAGGGCUGCAAUUCGACAAAUUGCCCGAUGACUGGCGGUGCCCGACGUGCGGGGCGGCCAGGAGCUUCUUUGAGAGCAAGAGUGUGGAGAUUGCGGGGUUUGCACAGAAUCAGCAGUUUGGAUUGGGUGGUAAUACACUGACUUCUGGGCAAAAGGCUGUGCUUAUAUAUGGAAGCUUGCUCUUUUUCUUUGUGUUGUUCUUGUCUGGUUACUUUUUGCAAUAAUAGGCCCUCCCUGUACUUAUUUGUAUGUGUAUUAGAAAUAUAUUUGUGAUAUGUGAAAAUAGAAGAAUUUCAGGUUAAAUUGGAUGAUUUGAAAUAGCAUAUUAUGAUUUCUAUUGAAUAUCUAUGUCAUGGUGAUA